This is a messenger RNA of Glycine soja, 880 nucleotides long. Its product is annotated as metallothiol transferase FosB-like. The record is from RefSeq and is a predicted model, not a curated record. Bases 172 to 726 code for a protein of 184 amino acids. Lineage: Eukaryota; Viridiplantae; Streptophyta; Magnoliopsida; Fabales; Fabaceae. The transcript is spliced from 2 exons.
GGUGUGAACAGAUAAGCGAUCUCUUUCUUCGUUUAUCUGUAAAGUAACCCUCUAAGCUUCAAUUCUGCCUUUAUAUAAGCUCAGUGUAUAAGGUUGGUUGCUCCAACCACAACACAACACAACACAACACAAUUACACACACGAAUUUCCUUAGUUAGGCAUUGCUUUGCGAUGGAAAAAAUGGAACUGGCAGAGACACCUCUACCUUUGCUUUCACUAAACCACGUUUCUUUUGUAUGUAAGAGUGUGAGUGAGUCAGUGAAAUUCUAUGAGGAUGUCCUUGGAUUUUUGCUCAUCAAGAGGCCAUCUUCUUUCAAAUUUGAAGGGGCCUGGUUAUUCAAUUAUGGCAUUGGCAUUCACCUGUUGGAGUCAGAAAAGGUUCCGGUGAAAAAAAGAGAGAUCAACCCAAAAGAAAAUCAUAUAUCGUUUCAAUGCUCAGACAUGAAAGUUAUAAUGCAGAAACUGGAUGCAAUGAAGAUUGAGUAUGUGACAGCAGUUGUGGAAGAAGGUGGAAUUAAAGUUGAUCAGCUGUUCUUUCAUGACCCAGAUGGAUAUAUGAUAGAAAUAUGCAACUGCCAAAAUCUCCCUGUGCUUCCAAUUUCUUCCUGCCCUCUAAAGCAGCUCGGAGGAGAAGCUACAUUCAAGAUUAAUUGCUUUGCAGAAGAAUCUAUGUCUAUGCUGAUGAUGGACAAUUUCGUGAUGGAUAUGUUGAAGAUUUCAAUAUAAUUAAAGCUUUUUGUAAAAAAAAAUAUUUGUAAAAGCCUUUUUGUCCGACGAGAGAAGAGGGGAAAUAAAAAGUGUAAGAGUAAAUUAUAUCACUUCCAAUUAGAGCAAAAUCUUUGUUUAUCAUUGAGCAAUGGGUUCAUAGUUUGUUUCUACA